AUGGGUUCCAUGUACAGCAUAACGCCAGAAAGUCCUGAAGAAAGUUACUUUGUUCCUUUAGCAAUCAGCCGUGAAGAACUCAGAUCGGUCAACAAUGAAGAGUUCAGUGCAGAAGGCAGCACUGUUACUCUGUCCUAUAACUACACCAAAGUGAACACAGGGGAUUAUUUCUUCUGGUAUCGACAGUAUCCAGGACAAGCACCAGAGUUCCUCCUGUACAUCUCAGGGUUGAAUGUGACAAGCACGUCAGAUUCUCUGAAGUCAGAACAAGCCAUGGGUUCCAUGUACAGCAUAACGCCAGAAAGUCCUGAAGAAGUAGUUUCAGAGGGAAGACACAUCAACCUGACCUGUAAAUAUAACGGAUCCAUCUACAACAUCCAGUGGUACCGACAACAGCAGAGAUCCAGACCAGAGUUCCUGCUCCUCAUCACAGAGGACGGAUCCAUUCAUCCAACUCUACUUACUGACAUGAAUAAUACUCAUCUUGCAGCCAUGGGUUCCAUGUACAGCAUAACGCCAGAAAGUCCUGAAGAAGUAGUUUCAGAGGGAAGACACAUCAACCUGACCUGUAAAUAUAACGGAUCCAUCGACAGCAUCCAGUGGUACCGACAACAGCAGAGAUCCAGACCAGAGUUCCUGCUCUACAUCACAGAGGACGGAUCCAUUCAUCCAACUCUGUCUGAUUUCUCUGCUCACAUCAACCAAACUGAGAAACGAGUCAAACUGCAGAUCUCCUCUGCUGCAGUGACAGACUCUGCUGUGUACUACUGUGCUGUGAAGCCCACAGUGACAGGAAACUACACAACUCUGUACAAAAACUCCAGCUGCCAGAAGCCUCCUCUCCUCACUGCUCACCUCAGCUUCUUACCUCCACUAGAGGGCGAUAUAACUCAGUAG
This is a messenger RNA of Hippoglossus stenolepis (Pacific halibut), 897 nucleotides long. RefSeq lists its product as uncharacterized. The record is from RefSeq and is a predicted model, not a curated record. The coding region runs from base 1 to 897 and encodes 298 amino acids. Lineage: Eukaryota; Metazoa; Chordata; Actinopteri; Pleuronectiformes; Pleuronectidae. The transcript is spliced from 4 exons.